Molecule: messenger RNA, 2121 nt
Organism: Eimeria necatrix
Lineage: Eukaryota; Apicomplexa; Conoidasida; Eucoccidiorida; Eimeriidae
Product: glucose-methanol-choline oxidoreductase, putative
Exons: 3
Coding region: 1-2121 (706 amino acids)
Molecular function (GO): oxidoreductase activity, acting on CH-OH group of donors; flavin adenine dinucleotide binding
Source: RefSeq, a predicted model, not a curated record
AUGGGCCGCCGCGGCCCCCCGGCAGCAGCAGGAGCAGCAGCAGCAGCAGCAGCAGAAGACGGGGAGAAGCAGCAAAAUGAAAAGCUGAGGAGCGAAACAGCUGCUGCUGUUGCUGCAGCUCUUGCUGCCUGCAGACCAGCAGCAGCAGCAGCAGCAGACGCAAACGACAAUGAACAAACAAGAACUUCUUCGCCCUCCAGCGUCCCCUGCCUGUCGUUUCCUUCUGCGCAGAAGCAGCAGCAGCAAGAAGCCGAAGCCGAGGCAGCAAAAGCAGCAGCAGCAGCAGCAGCAGCAGCAGCAGCAAAGCCGGCAGCAGCAGCGGCAGCAGCAGCUCGCGGCGUUUCCCCCGGCCGCUUCCUGUGGGGCCUCCUGAAGCGGGGUGUCUUGGCAGCUUCCGUGGCGUUUGCUUUUUUUCUUUUUAUUUCUUUUCCAUUUUUUCCUUUUUUGGAUUUGCUGAUCGCAGUUGACCCUUCUCCGCUGCGCAACUUCUCCGUCGCUUGCUUCUACCCGAUUCCCGCAGCAGGCUCGGGGGCCUCGAGCGAGCUGACCUCCGCGCAAGCAGCAGCAGCAGCAGCAGCAGCAGCAGCAGCAGCAGCAGCAGCAGCAGCAGAAGCUUCCCCGUGCGCGCAGCUGCUGCACGUCUUGCGCAGCUGGGGCUCUCAGCCGCCCUUCGCCUCCUUCGUCUCGCUGGCCCAGUCCAGCGCCCUGUGCACUCUGGGGGCCCUUCGAAGGCUCGGGGGGGCCCCCCUGCUGCCCUCCGAAGCUGCUGCACGGAAAUCCGUGCAAAACUGGGGGCCCCUCUUGGCCACAGUGCUGCUGCUGCCGCGUUUGUCGCACUCGCCGGUGCAGCUGCCGUGCGAGUCUUGGGUGUACGUACACUCCGCGCGCAGCAGCCGCGAGCUGGUCAGCGACGCGAUCCGCACGGAAAGCGCCGACCAAAGCCCCGAUUACGCACAUAAAUCGACUCCAAAUCAAAAAAUAAAUCCAAUUAUUCCAAAGUUCGACGAAAAUGCGCCACUUUUUCCCCUCCAGACCUUCGACUUCGUCGUGGUCGGCGGCGGCAGCGCCGGCUCCACCCUCGCCGGGCUCCUCAGCAAGCUCGCGCUCGACGAAGCCGAAGACCAGCAAGAAUUCCCUUUUGAAAACAAAAGUCUUGGAAAAAUAAACAACUCCACUUCAAACUCAAACGCAGGAAACAGCCCCAGCAGCCACCUGCAGCACCAGCAGCAGCAGCAGCAGCAGCAGCAGCAGCAGCAGCAGCAGCAGCAGCAGCAGCAGCAGCAGCAGCAAGGCAGCAAUAAAACAGCCAAAAGACGCAAAAGAAAACCCAAUAUUCUCCUUAUAGAGGCGGGGGGGUGGCCAGACUUGCGUUCUUUUUCUCCAGUGAGAAUUCCCGCGAGAACAUUUGAAGGACAGACCAGCGAUAUGGACUGGAAGGUCAAAACCGAGAAGCAGCAGUUCGCUUGCCAGGGGCUGCGCGGGGGCCGCUCCAAGUGGCCCCGCGGCAAAGCUUUGGGGGGCAGCAGCUUGCUGAACUAUUUGCUGUUUGUGAGAGGAGCAGCAGCAGACUACAGCAGCUUUGCGCGCUGCAGCAGCAGCAGCAGCUGGCUGCCGCAAAACGUCAACAGCAUUUUCAAAAACCUCGAAACUGUCAACUUCCCCGCAGACAAAGACAUCAGAGGCAGCAGCGGGCCAAUUGAAGUCAACAUUCAGCAGGCCCUGGACUUGCCAGUUUUGGCUUUUUUGAGAAGCGCAGAAGGCCUUGACAGAAGCCUCCGGGGGUCCCCGCUGCAGCAGCAGCAGCAGCAGCAGCAGCAGCAGCAGCAGCAGCAGCGGGGGAGGCCGAGGCGGCGCGGGCCCCGCGCCAAGGCGCUGCGGACCUUUCCCGAGAGGCUGCGGCUGCGGCUGGAGGUGCAGCAGCAGCAGCAGCAGCAGCAGCAGCAGCAGCAGCAGCAGCAGGCAGCAGCAGAGGAGCAGCAGCAAUUCGAAAUAAACCAAGACUACAACGGCAGCAAAAUGACAGGCCCUUCUCUUUUUCAAUUUAAUACAAAAGAGGGAAAACGCUGGGGGCCUCUGGAGGCGUUUUUGCUGAAGCGGCGGCUGGACGAGGCGGGUUUUUGA